GUAAGUUUGACGUUUCUGCCCAUUUGUCACGACCGGUAACCGCAUGGUCGAGGUGUAAACAUCGCCCGCAUAAGGCAAAAGAUCCGACCGAAGCAAGCUGCUUGCUGUUGUGGGUGCUUCUUUUUUUGUCUAGGGCGGCUGCCAAUCAACCCAAAAGUGUAGCACGCGCGUGUUCAGCCCUUCGUCGUCAGCGUGUCAACCGGAGCGUGGAGCGUGCAGAGCUACUAACCUCGCCAAUCAACCGGCAGCAUGCAGCAGGACGAUAUAACCUGGAGCAUCAUCAGCAGACAGUUCUGCUCGUUCCAGGUGAAGACGGCGACGCAAAACUUCUGCCGCAAUGAGUACAGCCUGACCGGGUUCUGCUCGCGGCGGGCCUGCCCGAUCGCGAACAGCCAGUACGCGACGGUGCGCGAGGAGAAGGGCAUCAUCUACCUGUACAUGAAGACGGCCGAGCGGAACGCGUUCCCGGCCAAGCACUGGGAGAAGGUGAAGCUGUCCCGCAACUUCGACAAGGCGGUGUACCAGAUCAAGGAGAACCUGGUGUUCUGGGACCGGUGGGUGCAGACCAAGUGCAAGCAGCGGUUCGUCAAGAUCACGCAGUACCUGAUCCGGAUGCGGAAGCUGAAGCUGCGCCGGCAGAAGAUGCUGGUGCCACUCGCGACGAAGGUCGAGCGGCGGGAGCGCCGCCGGGAGGAGAAGGCACUGGUGGCGGCCCGCAUCGACAACGCCAUCCAGAAGGAGCUGAUGGAGCGGCUGAAGAUGGGCAUGUACGAGGACAUCUACAACUUCCCGCAGCAGGCGUUCGACCGGGCCCUCGACGAGGAGGAGGUCGAGGAGGACGAGGAGAUGGAGAAUGAGGAGGAGGAGGAAGAGGAGGAAGAGGAGGAGGAGGAGCGGGAGCGGGCGAAGGUGAUGAAUGUGAGCGAAAGCUUGCGGCGCGAGCUCGAGUCGGCGGACGCGUUCGUGGAGGACGACACGGAGGACGACGACGACGAGGACGAUUCGGACGCGGACAGCGUGUCGGGCGUGCGGGAACGGGUCGAGGUGGACAGUGAUUUCGAGUCGGAGGACGAUUCGGACAUGGAGGAUUAUGUGCCGAAGGUGUCGCUGCGGCCACCGAAAUCCGACGACGAGGAAGCGCCAGCCACGGCGGCAGUAGCGGACGCGGCACCGUCCGCCACCAAGAAGGCGAAGGCGCGCAAAACCCGCAAACCCAAGCUCGAGCUCGAGUAUGAAGUGGAGGUUGAAUCACCGGCGCGGCAUAGCGUACAUCAGUGAGGUUGGUUCUGAGUCUGUCCGUCUGUCUGUCUGUCUCUCUGUGUGUACGAGACCAGAGACGACCUUUAAUGUGUACAGUGGGUACGGUACGGGGCAUCCCGGUGGUGGGAACGCGUUCCGGCCGUACCUUUAUGUUUAGCGAUUUAAACACAAUUUCGUUUAUUUUGGUAUCGCUGUUGCAAAAAAGGGAUUUAUCUCCAUUUUCUAACUGAUAUUUGCUAAUCAUUUGAACCGUUUUCGUUUUCGAGACGCGCAGAAUGUGUUUUUGGCGACAUUUUUUAAACACACACACACACACACACACACACACACACACACACACACCAAUCAACCGGCAAACGUUGUUUAAGUUUGAGCCGUUCUCCCACAAUAUUUCCUACUUAUGUUAUGUGCAACAGGAAGAAGAAAACAAAGAUUGUGUGAAUUAAAGGAAGACAUAAAUUUCAUUAACAAAAAAUCUACCACAAA
This is a messenger RNA of Anopheles coluzzii, 1746 nucleotides long. It is a transcript of the gene Rbm13, whose product is annotated as protein MAK16 homolog. Bases 250 to 1278 code for a protein of 342 amino acids. Gene Ontology annotation, biological process: maturation of 5.8S rRNA; maturation of LSU-rRNA. NCBI's taxonomy places the organism in Eukaryota, Metazoa, Arthropoda, Insecta, Diptera, Culicidae. The record is from RefSeq and is a predicted model, not a curated record. Gene Ontology annotation, cellular component: preribosome, large subunit precursor; nucleolus. The transcript is spliced from 3 exons.